Molecule: messenger RNA, 921 nt
Organism: Periconia digitata
Lineage: Eukaryota; Fungi; Ascomycota; Dothideomycetes; Pleosporales; Periconiaceae
Source: the annotation of a GenBank genome assembly
ACAAAGCAGAGCAGAAGAUCCACAGGACUGAUAACAGCAACCAUGCUUCAAUCACUGCAAGACGGAUCCCGCCCACACAUCGUUCAUAUGCCGUCAUCUCCCGCAACAAUGAAGCGAAAGCGCGCAAAUUCCGACGCGGUACUCACCCCGCCCCUCAGUAUCGAUGACCCAGAAGGCUCCUGUCUUCUUUCGCGCGCGGUCCACGUUCUCUCCACUGCCGCGACUGCCCUUUCCCAGGUCACUUUUCUGUAUCAGACAGAUCCUACGGCGCGAGAAGGACUGCUUCAAGCAGUCGAAUGCAUUCAAUCCGUCGUAGAAGCCGGCGGCAAACUGAUUGUCUGCGGAGUGGGCAAAAGUGGGCUGGUAGGCAAGAAGACAGUGGCUAGUAUGAAAAGUUUAGGGAUACCAUGCUCGUUUCUACACCCCUCAGAAGCGCUGCAUGGGGAUCUGGGGGAUAUAAGACCACACGAUGCAAUCCUCUUCAUAUCCUAUUCCGGCAAAACAUUCGAACUCCUCACAGUUCUCUCCCACAUCCCGCCCUCAAACCCCAUCCUCGCCAUAACAUCGCAAACCCAACCCUCCGAAUGUCCACUCUUGCGCGACCGUUCAAACGGCAUUCUCCUUCCCGCUCCCAUCCACGAAAAAGAGGAAACCUCGUUUGGAGUCUGCGCCCCUACCACAUCCACAACAGUGACCAUUGCUGUGGGAGACAUGCUCGCGCUUACUCUCGCCGAGGCUCUACACGAUGGCGGGACGAAGGACGUGUUCCGGAAAAACCACCCCGGUGGCGCGAUCGGAGAGAAGACCAGGCGGAUAGAGGAUGCGAUAGUAGAACGGGAUGUGGGCAAAGAGGAUAGCGAUCAUGAUGAUGGAGAUCGUGCUAAGAGACGUAAGGGUCUCGUCUCAUCCGUGUGCGAUUGA